This is a messenger RNA of Gastrolobium bilobum, 3122 nucleotides long. RefSeq names its product disease resistance protein RPM1-like. Gene Ontology annotation, biological process: defense response to other organism. The transcript is spliced from 2 exons. NCBI's taxonomy places the organism in Eukaryota, Viridiplantae, Streptophyta, Magnoliopsida, Fabales, Fabaceae. The record is from RefSeq and is a predicted model, not a curated record. Bases 100 to 2895 code for a protein of 931 amino acids. Gene Ontology annotation, molecular function: ADP binding.
AGAAAAAAGAGAGGCUAAACUCCAUACUUGCUGGAAUGCUUAUGCUGAUUAUACAGAACAGUAGGUUGCAAGGUAGCAGCAAUAUGAGUUGAGAGUGAAAUGGCAGAAACUGCAGUAUUGUUUGCCCUGAAGCAAGUACAACUGUCACAACUCCUAAAUGAUGAAACAAAUCUUCUGAGAGGAGUCCAUAAAGGUUUUUCAGACAUCAAAGAUGAACUAGAAAGCAUUCAAGCCUUCCUCAAAGAUGCAGAUAGAAGGGCAACAGAUGAAGCAGACACCAAUGAUGGAAUAAGAACUUGGGUGAAGCAACUCAGAGAAGCAUCUUUUCGCAUAGAAGACGUCGUUGAUGAAUACCUCUGGUUGAUGCACAAGGCACAUCAUCCCAGAUCUACAGCUUUAGUCUGCAUGAUUGCAACCUUAAUACCCCGUCACAGGAUAGCUUCUGAGAUUCAGGACAUUAAAUUGUCAGUUUGUGGAAUCAAGGAAAGAAGUGAAAGGUAUAACUUUCAAGUUUCACAUGAACAAGGAUCAAGCAGGUUUGAUCCUCGAUUGGCAUCCCUUUUCAUUGAAGAAACUGAAAUUGUAGGAUUUGAAUCCCCAAGAGAAGAAUUGAUUGGUUGGUUAUUGGAAGGUGCAGCUGAGCGCACAGUGAUUUCAGUAGUUGGAAUGGGGGGUCUUGGAAAAACCACUCUUGCCAAGUACGUUUUUGAUAGUCAAAAGUUAAGAGGGCACUUUGAUUGUCGUGCUUUCAUCACAGUUUCUCAAUCAUACACUGUGAGAGGGUUAUUGAUAGUCAUGAUGGAGCAGUUUUGUAAAGAGACUAAAGAUCCUUUUCCGCAGAUGUUACGCGAAAUGGAUGAGAAGUCACUAAUUACAGAAGUGAGGCUAUAUCUGCAGAAUAAGAGGUAUUUGAUAUUCUUUGAUGAUGUAUGGCAAGUAGAUUUUUCAGACCAGGUUGAAUUGGCCAUGCCUAAUAACAACAAAGGUAGUAGGAUUGUGAUCACCACUAGAAUGAUGCAUGUCGCAGAGUUUUCCAAGAAAUCCUUUCUUGUUCACGUUCACAACCUUCAACUUUUGCCUCCAAACAAAGCAUGGGAACUCUUCUGCAAGAAGGCAUUUAGAUUUGAGAUUGAUGGGCGUUGUCCAGCAGUGCUUGAGGCUAUGUCAAUUGAAAUUGUUCAAAGAUGCAAGGGGCUACCUCUGGCUAUUGCGGCCAUUGGUGGUCUAUUUUCAACAAAAUCUAAAACCAUCUUUGAAUGGCAGAAAGUGAGUCAAAAUCUGAGCCUGGAGUUGGGGCGAAAUGCCCAUUUAACUAGUCUAACAAAGAUUUUAUCUCUUAGUUAUGAUGACCUGCCUUACUAUUUGAAACCAUGCCUUUUUUAUUUUGGUAUUUAUCCAGAGGACUACUCCAUUAGUCGUAAGAGUUUAACUCAACAAUGGAUAGCUGAAGGGUUUGUUAAUUCUGAGGAAAGAAGAACUACGGAACAAGUUGCAGAGGAGUACUUGUCUGAGUUAAUUCAUAGAAGUCUGGUUCGAGUUUCCAAAGUGUGCUUUGAUGGGAAAGUUAAAAUUUGUCAAGUUCAUGAUUUAUUACAUCAAAUGAUCAUUAGAAAAAUGAAGGAUUUGAGAUUUUGCCAUGUUGUGCAUGAGAAUGAUCAAUCAGUUGCAGUUGGAAUAAAUAGACGCCUAUCUAUUGGGGCUAAUUCCAACCAUUUGUUGAAGAGCACUAGCAACUCACACAUUCGUGCUAUUCAUGUUUUUGAAAAAGGUGGAUUGCUUAAGCCUUUCAUGGGUAGAUUAUCUUCAAAGUGUAGGAUUUUGAAAGUACUCAACUUCGAAGGUACAUCGUUGAAUUAUGUUCCUAAUAAUUUGGGGAAUCUUUUCCACUUGAGGUACAUAAACCUAAAGAAUACAAAAGUACAGGUUCUUCCUAAAUCUAUUGGUAAGCUACAGAACCUAGAGACCUUGGAUAUAAGACAAACCCUCGUGCGUGAGUUACCAAGUGAAAUAAACAAGCUCACAAAGCUGCGACAUCUUCUUGCUUGCCAUCGAAACUACGAAGCUGGUUAUUCUCUUAUGGGCUUUACAACUGGUGUGCAGAUAGAAAAAGGUAUUAAAAACUUGACUUCCCUGCAAAAUCUUUACUAUGUGGAGGUAGAUCAUGGGGGCAUAGACCUCAUCCAAGAGAUGAGAAUGUUAAGACAGUUAAGAAAGCUAGGCAUAAGGAAUGUACGGAGAGAAUAUGGGGAUGCACUAUGUGCUUCAAUGGUAGAGAUGAAACACCUUGAAUUACUUAAUAUCACUGUAAUAGCUGAGGAUGAAUUCAUUGACUUGGACUCUAUAUCAUCCCCUCCCCAACUUCGGCGGCUUCAUUUGAAAGCUAGAUUAGAGAAGUUGCCUGAUUGGAUUCCAAAACUUGAGUAUCUUGUUAAGCUAAGGCUGUGUUUAUCCAUGUUGAAAGAUGAUCCACUAGAAUCACUGAAAAACUUGCCGAAUCUACAGCAGCUCACUGUGUCGGACAAUGCCUAUGAUGCUGAAAUUUUGCAUUUUCAAAAUGAAGGGUUUCCUAAGUUGAAGGUAUUGAAACUCAUUCGUUUGAAUAGAAUAAAUUCCAUUCUUAUAGACAAAGGAGCUUUGCUUUCUCUUCAAGCUUUGAAAUUUGUCAAAAUCCCCCAGUUGAAGAAGGUCCCCUCUGGCAUCAAACCAUUGAAAAAUCUUCAAGUUAUUGACUUCCAUGAUAUGCCAGCUGAAUUUGUUGAGAGCAUUGAUCCUAAAAAAGGGCAAGACUACUUCAUUAUCAAGCAUGUUCCCCUUGUAAUUAUUCGUCGCUGGAUCGGUCCAAGAUAUUUUGACAAUGAAAUCCAAACUAUUCACUCGUCCUCUUCAGAGUCAUAAACAUAUUGACAAUGCUUUGGUGUCAAGCAAUCUUUAAAAUAUAUGAAGGUUGUGGGAGUUGCUCUUUCAAGCUUGUAAUCAAGACUUCUUCAUUUGAAUGGAUAUUUUCAUUUUCCUAAUGUAGACAAAUGUAAUUUCUUUGUUGUAACUGUAUUUGUUGCUUGCCAAUCAUGUUGUCUAUGUUGUAAAUUUUAGGUUGCCUCCUUUUGGUUUUCGGAGGCAAAUGC